AUGCGCCCCUCACUCGCGGCCUACCACCACCCCAUCCACCAGUCGCUCUAUCCCCCGGCGGCACCCCCACCCUACGCUGGCAGCAGCAGCAAGAUGUUUUACAGUUACGUGCCGAACGCGGUGAAGACGCGGAAGAGGACGAGCGCGCAGCAGCUGGCGAUCCUCGAAGAUGUGUUCGUGACGGACAAGAAGCCGAACGGGCCGAAGCGCAAGGAGCUGAGCGGGAAGCUGUCGAUGACCCCGCGCGAGGUUCAGGUUUGGUUCCAGAACAGGCGAGCAAAGGAGAAGAAGCAGGCUGCGCAACGAGUCGGCCAGGAAGGCGAAGGUUCGUCGACCGCGCCGGCCGCGGGUGCAGACACCAGCGACGGGGACUCGCCAAGCGCCACCCCCACUGACCUCGAAUGCGUGCCUCCGACGUCAGCGCCCCCAGCCUCCGCGCCGCCGGCCAUCCCCCAGCCGCCGACGCUGCCGCCAUCUCUCUCGCUCCCGUCCGGGCCGUUCCCGAUGCGGAUGAGCCCUCCGAGCGCUGCGAGCGCUGUGCACGACCAGCGGCGGUCGUCUCUGCCGGUCACGCACCUGCACUCUGGCCAGCCGGCGUUCCUGCCGCCCAGCGACCCCGCGCUGUACCGCCGGGCGUCGCACACCACGCUGCUGGACACCCACCCGUGCUCGCCGCUCGCCCGUCGCGCCUCCUUCGACCCCCGCGGCCCGGCUACCCGUCGCUUCGCACCCUACGGUCCUACACAGGUUCGCCCGUCGUUGACGCAUCGGCCGUCCGCGCCGGAGAUCUAUCACCACAACCUGUCCUACCCUCCGUCCCAUCAGUCCCAGCCGGAGUAUGCCGCGCCGCAAAUCCCCUCACCCGCCACGCCCUUCGAGGGCUGGACAAACUCGGACCCUUUCAACCAAGGUGCUGCCGCCGCCACCCAGGCGCCCUCCUUCGAGGGCUACGAGUUCCCGCCCAAGGGCCCCAACCAGGACCCGCGCAACAGCGUCAGCAGCCUCGCCAGCGUCCCCUUCAGCGACACCAGCACCGGCCCCAGCACUGGCGGGGCCUACUUCAGCGACGCCUCUGGUCCGCUCACCGCCUCGGACGACGGCGAGCGUAGGGGCAGCUGGGCAGUCCUUCCUCACCCGCCUAUGCUUGAUCGUCGUGCCUCGCUCGGCGACCCCGGCGCGGGCGGCUUGUACGGCCACGAGCUGCACGGUCAUGGCAACGGUCGCGGGAGCGAGAUCUCCAACACCAGCGGGAGCGGAAGCGAGAACGGCACCGUCUACCCGUCUCCGCCAUCUGACCGCGCCCGUAGCGCCAGCCUCCCGCAUACAGGCGGCCUGCCUCAGCCGCAACAGCAGCAGCGCCAGAGCCCGGUCUACUACGGUUUGCCCGGCGCGAACAACAGCAAUGGCAGCGGCCAGUUCCUCCCGCUCAACCACUCGGUCGGCCCGAGCCCGCCGCAGGACUUCAACGGCUACAACCAGCAGCAUCAGCCUCAGCAGGCGGACUUCACGUCGCCCCAGCAGCCGCCUCAGUUCUUCGCGCCGCCCUCGCAUCCUCCGACCCAGCAGCAGCAGGGGUUCAUCAGCCCUACAGUCGGGUACGACUCGCGGCGCCCCAGCUUUGAUGCGAACGCGAGCGCGGCGUACGAUCAGCGCCGUCCGAGCUACGAUGCGAACAGCGUGCAGCCUAGCUUUGACCGGCGGCCUAGCUAUGACGCCAACGCUCUUAGCGCCCAGCUUCCUGCGCCCGCAUACGACCAGCGGCGCCCGAGCUACGACGGCAGCGUCGGCGUGAACGACAUGUACGAUCAGCGGCGGCCUAGCUUCGACGCUAACGGGCUCGGUGCGACGCAGGUGUACGACCAGCGUCGGCCGAGCAUGCAGAGCUUCGACGGCUCGGGGUCGUACGAGCAGCUCCAGCAGCCGCCGUACCAGCAACCUCAGUACGAUGCCGCUCACGGACAUGCGGGUGGGCCGUACGAUACGGCGCCGCAGGCGUUCGAUGGGUAUGGCGCGCCAAACGGGUACCAGUGA
Messenger RNA from Peniophora sp. CBMAI 1063, 2031 nucleotides. Lineage: Eukaryota; Fungi; Basidiomycota; Agaricomycetes; Russulales; Peniophoraceae. The record is from the annotation of a GenBank genome assembly.